CUUGGGUGCAUGGCGAUCCCAGAAAAGUCAUUUAUCCGACUGACAGCUAUGGGCAAUUCUGUGGUCAGAAAGAUACCCUCAAUGAGAACAAGACCAUUUUAUUUUACUUUAACAUUCUGAAAUGUGCCAGCCCCGUAGUGUUAAUAAACCUACAGUGCCCUACAACACAGCUUUGUGUCUCAAAGUGCCCAGACAGGUUUGCAACCUAUAUUGAUGUUCAGGCUUCCUACAGAUACAAACCAGAUCAGUGGAAUUACUUCAGACAGUUCUGCAAACCUGGUUUUAACAAUCCUCGCAAGUCUGUUGCUCAAGUCCUACGUGAUGAAGAUUGUCCUUCGAUGAUCAUUCCAAGCAGGCCUUUUCUGAAGAGAUGCUUCCCAGACUUCUCCACUAAGAACGGUGUGCUAACUGUGGCAAAUCAGACUACGUUCAAAGAUGGAAGAGGGAAAACAAGAAAUGUAACCGAUCUCAGGGAAGCUGCAAAUGGCAUCAAUAAUGUCCUGGAUGCAAGAUCAGUUGGAAUGAAAAUUUUUGAAGACUAUGCCAUUUCUUGGUAUUGGAUUUUAAUUGGGCUGUUCAUUGCAAUGAUUGUGAGUCUGCUCUUCCUUGUGUUAUUGAGGUUCACGGCUGGGGUUCUCUUCUGGAUUUUCAUCUUUGGUGUGAUUGGAAUUAUAGGUUAUGGCAUAUGGCAUUGUUACUGGGAGUAUGAUCAUCUUAAAGGAAUACCUGGAUCUGACCUCACUGUUUACGAUAUUGGAUUCCAGACUGACUUCAGAGUGUACUUGCAACUGAGGCAAACAUGGUUAGCAUUUAUGAUAAUCCUUUGUGGUGUUGAGGUCAUAAUCAUACUGAUGCUGAUCUUCCUAAGGAAUCGGAUCCGGAUUGCUAUUGCACUGUUGAAGGAAGGUAGUAGGGCUAUUGGCUAUAUAAUGUCUACAUUGUUCUACCCAAUCGUCACCUUCAUACUUAUUGCAAUUUGUAUUUCCUACUGGGCUGUGACAGCUGUUUUUCUGGCUACAUCAGGAGAACCUGUGUAUAAAGUAAUGGCUAAUCAAACACUGUGCAAGUAUGCAAACCUGACUUGUGACCCGGAGACUUUUAACACAACCAAUGUGACUAAAUUGUGUCCAGGUGCUCAGUGUACUUUUGCUUUUUAUGGAGGAGAAAGCCUGUACCAUAGGUACAUCUUCAUCUUUCAGUUAGCCAAUGCCUUUGUCUUUCUCUGGCUGGUGAACUUUGCAAUUGCACUGGGUCAGUGUACCCUUGCUGGUGCCUUUGCCUCUUAUUACUGGGCCUCUCGAAAACCAGCAGAUAUUCCACUGUGGCCGCUCUUCUCUUCAUUUGGACGAGCAAUACG
Molecule: messenger RNA, 1357 nt
Organism: Leptosomus discolor (cuckoo roller)
Lineage: Eukaryota; Metazoa; Chordata; Aves; Leptosomiformes; Leptosomidae
Source: RefSeq, a predicted model, not a curated record